AACCGACGAAACCACGGCGACCGGCUUUCUCUUUUUCGUCUGGGGAAUCGAGAACAACAAUUGAAAUCGCCGCUCUCCCUCAAUCCAGCCUCUUCGCCCAACAUGAUCGCCCACCGCCUCGGCCUCGCUGCCGUGCGCAGCGCGACGAAGCCCAAUGUCUUCUUCAGCCAGAACAUCCCGCGCAUGGUUCUCGCCUCCGCCAUGUCAACCUCACAGGCCCGACCCGUAUCGACCCAGAAGCUCUCCCAAGAAGAAGGCCAGCAGGUCCUCGUCAACCAGCGCCUUAACCGCCCCGUCUCCCCCAACCUGGGCAUCUACAAGAUGGAGCAGACCUGGUUCGGUGCCUCGGCCUGGACCCGUAUCACCGGCUGUGCUCUCUCUGGCGCCGCCUACGUCUACUUCACCGCAUACCUCGCCUCUCCUCUCCUAGGCCUCCACGUCGAGAGCGCCGCGCUGGCUUCCGGCUUCGCUGCCCUGCCCUUCGUCGUCAAGGGCGCCAUCAAGUUCGCUCUGGCUUUCCCCUUCACUUUCCACUUCAUCAACGGCAUCAAGCACCUGGUGUACGACCUGGGUAUCGGAUUUGCCAAGGCCCAGAUUAAGCGAGGAGAGAUUGCUCUGUGGGUAUCGAGCUUCAUCGGUGGUGGUUACCUGGCUUUUGGCUUGUAAAAGAACAUCAAUGGAAGGCUUGGAGGAAGCAAGGGAAAAAUAACACCGGACAAGCAGCGGGCGGUGCAUGUAAAAUAAAUGGCCUUUAAGGGGCCUUUUUUGAUUAAUUGUCCAAAAGACUUUAUUAAAAAGUUU
Molecule: messenger RNA, 801 nt
Organism: Trichoderma virens Gv29-8
Lineage: Eukaryota; Fungi; Ascomycota; Sordariomycetes; Hypocreales; Hypocreaceae
Exons: 3
Coding region: 103-666 (187 amino acids)
Biological process (GO): tricarboxylic acid cycle; mitochondrial electron transport, succinate to ubiquinone
Cellular component (GO): membrane
Molecular function (GO): succinate dehydrogenase activity; electron transfer activity
Source: RefSeq, a predicted model, not a curated record